AUGAUCAGCUCCGUGUGUGUCUCCUCCUACCGUGGACGCAAGUCUGGGAACAAACCACCCUCCAAAACAUGCCUGAAGGAAGAGAUGGGCAAAGGGGAAGAGUCGGACAAGAUCACCAUCAACGUAGGUGGUACCCGGCAUGAGACCUACAAAAGCACCCUACGGACUUUGCCGGGCACCCGCCUGGCCUGGCUCGCCGACCCCGAUGCCCAGAGCAACUUUGACUUUGAUGGUAAAAGCAACGAGUUCUUCUUCGACCGGCACCCCGGGAUCUUCUCCUACGUGCUCAACUACUACCGGACCGGCAAGCUGCACUGCCCCGCGGACAUCUGCGGACCCCUCUUCGAGGAGGAGCUGACCUACUGGGGCAUCGAUGAGACGGACGUGGAGCCCUGUUGUUGGAUGACCUACCGCCAGCAUCGCGAUGCUGAAGAGGCCCUGGACAUCUUUGAGAGUCCCGAGCCCGGCGGAGGGGCCAGUGGAGAGGAACCUGAAGAGGAAGGGGGUAGGGAGAUGGCCCUUCAACGCCUGGGCAUGGAUGACAGGCCGCCGGGGACAGCGGGGGCUGCCGGAGGGGGUGGCUGCUGUCGGAAUUGGCAGCCCAGGAUGUGGGCGCUCUUUGAGGAUCCCUACUCGUCCAAGGCGGCAAGG
Messenger RNA from Tauraco erythrolophus (red-crested turaco), 651 nucleotides. Lineage: Eukaryota; Metazoa; Chordata; Aves; Musophagiformes; Musophagidae. The record is from RefSeq and is a predicted model, not a curated record.